AUGAUGCCGAAUUCUGACCCUAUGAAUGAGGAGACCGCUAGAACAUAUGAAGCACAUAUAAUACAUGAAAGCAGAAUGGUUUGCUCGGCAGCCGAGCCUGACACCAAUGUCUUCGUCAAUGAGGUGCUUGGCAAAACAUCAGAUGUGCCGCCAGGAACGAAGAAGGUUUUCACCGUCCGCGAGAAACCAAUCUUGGUAAUCAACGAUAAUGGGACAUUCUAUGCGACUAGCGGAAUUUGCGCGCACUACAACUCCCCGUUCGAGAACGGUGUCUACUUCAAAGGCAAGAUCCGUUGUCCUCUACAUGGAUCAUGUUACAACGUCAAGACUGGAGACAUUGAGGACUAUCCUGGUUUUGACAGCAUCUUCACAUAUGAUGUCAAAGAUGUCAAUGGUGAUCUGGUGCUGAAUACUCCAGAGGAAACGAUGAAAAGUUCACGUCGGACGCGGAAGUCGAAUGUAACAGCCACUACCAAUGAGCCGCCAAUCAUCGUCGUUGGAGCUGGGGUUGGUGCCGAAGCAUUUGCUGAACAUGCAAGGCUGCUUGGUUGUGCCACACCAAUCACAAUGAUCACUGAGGAUGAUACACCACCUUAUGAUAGAGUUCUACUCAGUAAGAAACCAACUACAGACGUGAAGGAUGCGCGCAUGCGAAGUGACGAGUACUACAAGGAAAAUUUCAUAGACGUAAUCACGAAUGCUAAGGUCACUGGUGUAGAUCUCUCUCACCGUAAAAUAAAUCUCGAGACGGGAGAUAGCAUGCAAUUUAGCAGGCUAGUGUUAGCAUUGGGCGGUCUGCCAAAGAAACUCACCUGCCCUGGUGCUGAUCUGAAGAACGUUUACACCUUACGCUACAUUUCCAAUGCAAACAAGAUCGCUGCAGAAUCUGUCGGAAAGAACGUGGUGUGCAUCGGCGGAUCAUUUAUAGGCAUGGAAAUAGCGUCUGCCCUCUCAAAAACGGCGGCAUCAGUGACUGUGGUCUGCACCACCGACGAGCCGCUACCGCAGCUGGGUCCUGAUGUGGGCUGCGUUAUCAGAAAUCGAUUCGAAGAAAAGGGAGUGCAUGUUUUGGUGAAGUCCAAUGUCGAGAAAUUGGAAGGCACAGACGCUGGUGUCACUGGCGUUGUUCUCACUUCGGGUGAAAAACUUCCCGCAGACAUGGUUGUCGUUGGGAUAGGAAUCGAGCCACCGACGGAAUGGUUGAAAGGUACCCGUAUCGAAUUGGACGACCGCGGUUUUAUCAUAGUAGACGAUCGAUUCAGAACAACUGCAGAUUUUGUUUAUGCCAUCGGCGAUUCAGUUACUGCACCGCUACCACUGUGGGACAUAGAGAACAUCAACAUUCAGCACUUCCAAUUAGCGCAAACUCACGGCCACUUGUUGGCAUAUUCCAUCAUCGGACGACCGUACCCCACCCAAAUUGUACCUUUCUUCUGGACGUUAUUCUUCCAGGAAUUCGGCGUUCGCCUCGCUGGAUGCCCCGAAGGUUCAUCGAACGUCAUACUUCAUGGUAGCCUGGCCGAUCUCAAAUUUGCAAAAUACUACUUGAAGGAUGACAUCGUUGUGGCAGUGGCAAGUGCUGGUCCAACUCCGACGGCUGUGCAGUUUUUGGAACUGUUCAAAAGGAAAAAGCAAGUGACACGUGAGGACGUUGACAAAAAUACCACUGAUGACUGGCUCGCUUUCCUGAACGAGUAAAGAACAGGCUUCUCUGUUUGUGAUACUGUGCUUUGCAGCUUUCUGAAAGCCAUUAAUUAUUUAUUAGGAUAGAAUAAAUUUUGCAAAUGCGCU
Molecule: messenger RNA, 1791 nt
Organism: Cylicocyclus nassatus
Lineage: Eukaryota; Metazoa; Nematoda; Chromadorea; Rhabditida; Strongylidae
Source: the annotation of a GenBank genome assembly